Messenger RNA from Caenorhabditis remanei, 1644 nucleotides. RefSeq lists its product as uncharacterized. Gene Ontology annotation, cellular component: organelle membrane; endomembrane system. Gene Ontology annotation, molecular function: Wnt-protein binding. The transcript has 9 exons. The coding region runs from base 1 to 1644 and encodes 547 amino acids. The record is from RefSeq and is a predicted model, not a curated record. NCBI's taxonomy places the organism in Eukaryota, Metazoa, Nematoda, Chromadorea, Rhabditida, Rhabditidae. Gene Ontology annotation, biological process: intracellular protein transport; Wnt protein secretion; Wnt signaling pathway.
AUGGCGGUUGGUGCCGUCAUUGAGAAUUUGAGCAAUCGAAAGCUUUUUGUCAUAUUCUCAGCUCUUCUCGUUGUCCAAAUUCUUUUCUUUUUAGUUGGAGCAUGGUACGCUCCAUCACCCUCUUCGUAUAUGGAAUUUGAAAUGAUCACGUGCCGAGAUGAAACAAGAGGAUUUUCAGGAAAAUGGAUCCAUCGAGAUAAUUGUGAACAAAUCGUGUUAUCCGAGUACACUCCAGUUUCAUACGAUCUGCGAGAAAUCGUGUUCGUCGCAAAAAUGCCACAUGCCAGAGAUGGAAUCGAACUAGAAUAUUCGCCAUGGUUUCAAUUCCUACUAGGAGUUCUUCAUGUGGACGUUGCAUACAGUGAGCACUUCAAAUAUGUGUCCCAUGCACCGUUGGAACUAGAAGUACGAAUGGGAUAUCGCGAGAAGGGAUCUCAAAAAAAUGAAUGGAACGAAUUGACAACAUCAAAUGUGACAAGAAUUCUCGAAUGCACAAUUCCAGAUGAAGAAAAGAAGAAAGGUGGAACAUACGAUUGUGAUAUGCUAGAUUUGUUUGAACUCGGUUCAAGUUCAUAUCCAUUCUACCUCAUCAAUAUUCGUAUUCCAAUCGAUCAAAAUGCAUGUCAGUACAAUCCACUCAGUUCAAACUGUCAAAUUGGACAACUAACUGGUCUUCGACUCAUUGAAAUUCAUCAAAACGGUGGUUUCACUCUGAUUUGGUUGUGGACAAAAACCUUGAUGACACCUGUGGUUGGAGCUUGUCUUUGGUGGUAUUAUAAUAGAAUAAACCAAUUGGCCAGAAACCCAUUGCUUCUCGAACGCGCAAUUCUUUAUCUCGGUUUGAGUCUGGCUAUUCUCGACUUCCCAAUUGAAUGGAUCUCUUUGACGCACCGAGUGCCGUUCCUCCUACUAGUUUCUGAUCUCCGCCAAGGUCUUUUUUACACUGUACUUUUCUCAUUUUGGCUCAUUUUUGCCGGGGAACAUCUUAUUGACGACACGACAAGAAACAACAUCAAGUCUUACCGUUUCAAUCUUUCCUUCAUCAUUAUUGCUUCUGGUGCUCUUCUGAUCUACGAUCUCAUCGAGCGAGGAGUUCAACUGUAUGACCCAUUCUACAGUGUUUGGUCAUCCCCGACGGGUUCUCAAAUUGCUUAUGUUGCUAUUUUCAUCUCAGCAAUAUGCAUACUUGCUUACUUCGCCUUUUUACUUUUUAAAAUUGUAAAAGUAUGGACAACCAUCAAAAACAAGAGAAGUGCUCAACUUUACCAGACAAGCGAAAAUCGUCGACUUAAAGUGGAAGGUGUCAUUUAUCGGUUUAAAUUUCUGAUGUUGUUCACUGUUCUGUGUGCCGCAUUCACUAUCAUUGCAUACUUCAUGAAACAAUAUGGAGAAGCACAACUUCACGGGGAUGAAGCUAGAAGCGGAUUUUUGACUGGAAGUACUUCAGCAUUUUUCACUGGAACAUUUGGAAUGUGCAAUAUCUACGUAUUACUUUUACUUGCGAUGUAUGCCCCAUCACAUAAACAUUAUCGAGGAGCCACUCAAUUGAUUGACGAAAACGACGACGAAAUAAUUGAUGACCCAUCUAACCAACACACCGAAUCAAACGCCAUGACAACGUUCCUCAAACCCAGUACUGAUUAA